AUCAGAGAACCUGAACGAGAAAUAUCUUUUGGCAACAAUCCAUAUGGUUUUAUCGUAAUUGCUUAAUCGCAAACGGUAGGUGAAUUUUUGUUUGCCAAAUGGCUAUGCCACUAGAAGCGAAACAAUGUUCAAAGAUUCAUUUGAAGAGCAACUGCGUGUUCUAACAGACGAAAAGGAUUGGGAGGGAGUUCUCAAAUUGAGUGAAACUUUGCCUUUGGAUAAGAAGAGUAAAUAUCUUUGGACAUGGCCAACAGGAGAAGCUUUACAGAUAAUAAAAUCCACCCUACAUGAAUUGGGAAUUGGAAAACUAUUGAGUGUCGGUUGUGGAACUGGAUUACUUGAAUGGAUUAUUAAAGAAAGCAUAGGUGCGGCAGUGUAUGGCCUUGAAGUAGACCGUUCAUGGUGGGAAAGUAGCUACUCACCGAUUAGUUACAUAAAAUUGAAUUUCAUUAAUGACGUCCAUAUGGACCCAUGUUUUCUGCAAGAAUGCUGUGAUACAAAAGAUUGGGAUUUUGGAAUGGUCUUUUGCUAUUUUAACAAUGGAAAAGCUUUCCACGAUUAUCUUAGGCUUUAUAAAGGAUCAGUUGUGAUAAUUAUUGGACCUGCUCCAGGAGUUGGAAUACACACAGAUCCGCCUCCACUUAAGGCUGAUUUCUGCGAUUCAGGAUGGAAGAUGCUAAAGUACUUUAACAUAUCCAAAGAUGAUAUAAUUUCAUUCUAUACUAAAUCAUAACUGAAUGAGAUAUUCAGAAUAUUUUACUCAAGG
This is a messenger RNA of Episyrphus balteatus (marmalade hoverfly), 766 nucleotides long. RefSeq lists its product as uncharacterized. The transcript is spliced from 2 exons. The record is from RefSeq and is a predicted model, not a curated record. Lineage: Eukaryota; Metazoa; Arthropoda; Insecta; Diptera; Syrphidae. The coding region runs from base 125 to 733 and encodes 202 amino acids.